Lottia gigantea (owl limpet) is the source of this 231-nucleotide messenger RNA. RefSeq lists its product as hypothetical. The record is from RefSeq and is a predicted model, not a curated record. The annotation marks the transcript as partial. The transcript has a single exon. Lineage: Eukaryota; Metazoa; Mollusca; Gastropoda; Lottiidae.
GAAACAGUAUUUCUAUAUUCAAUAUACCAGUAUUUCUAUAUAUUCUACGAAACAGUAUUUCUAUAUUCAAUAUACCAGUAUUUCUAUAUAUUCUACGAAACAGUAUUUCUAUAUUCAAUAUACCAGUAUUUCUAUAUAUUUUACCGAACAGUUUUUCUAUAUUCAAUAUACCAGUAUUUCUAUAUAUUUUACCGAACAGUUUUUCUAUAUUCAAUAUACCAGUAUUUCUAU